AUGCCCAAGAACUUCACCCUGCCUUCAACCCUAAAACCCUACCAAGGAAUAGGAGACCCAAAUGUUCAUGUUACCAAGUUCCAUGCUAUGAUGUUCAUGAACAAAGAAUUUGACCCGAUCCUGUGCCACACCUUCCCAACCUUCCUGGAUGGAGCUGCCUUGAUUUGGUUCUCCAACCUCCCAAAAGGUUCCAUCUCAAACUUCGAUGAGCUGGUCGACCAGUUCAUCAAUCAUUUUGCCGCAUUAAAAAUAGACGUCCACAAUUCUGAUUACCUAAGCACCAUCAAACAAGGGUCGAACAAAAGUCUAAAAGACUACAUGACCAGGUUCACCGAAGCAACCAACGAGAUACCCAACCUAAAUCCUGAAGUCCACCUCUACGCCCUAAAGAGUGGUCUCUGUCCAGGAAAAUUCCAAGAAUCUAUAGUCAUAGCAAAGCCAAAGACCCUGGCCGAGUUUCGAGAAAAAGCAACAACUCAGAUUGAAAUUGAAGAAUUUCGAGCACUGCGAAAAGCGGAAAAACCCAUCCCAAAUAGAGAAGAGGAAAGACAAAACAGGCACUUAAAUAGCAGAACAGACCAGAGAUCAUUCAGGCUAACACCCAAGUUCGACAGCUACACCCCCCUUAAUUCAAGGAGGGAGGACAUUAUAAGAGACAUACUGCACUCAAAACUUAUCAAACCCCCAAACAGGGCCAGUACAUAUCAAGACCAGCAACAUGUAGAUAAAUCCAAGUACUGCGCUUUCCACCAGAAGUAUGACCACACCAUAGACGACUGCGUUAUAGCAAAAGAUGUCCUUAAAAAGCUGGCCCGCCAAGGGCUAUUGGACAACUAUCUCGACGGACGUGAACGAAAGCGGAACACAAAGGACCUCGGCCAGCCAUCCAAAACAAUUGACAAUCCCGGAGAUAAAAGGAAAAAGGUAGACAAUGAUAUAAAUCUACCUCGCAGAAUAAUAAAUUGCAUCUUUGGUUGUUUUGCAGGUGGCGGAUGCACAAACUCGGCAAGAAAAAGAUCAUACCGAGCUAUGAUGACGAUGACAGAAUCGAAUCCAUCCCAACCUACCAACAAGAACAAACCAGAAAUUUCAUUCAUCCCUAAAGACUAUAAGGCGAAUGAUCAAAACCUGGACGACCCUGUAGUCAUCACAACACAGGUCGGAGAGCCACUGGUAAAGAAAAUCCUUAUGGAUCCGGGAAGCAGCGCAGACGUGCUGUUCUAUUCAACAUUCCAAAAGAUGAAAUUAAGUGACAAGAACCUCCAACACUCGUCCGGAGAACUGGUAGGUUUCUCAGGUGAGCGCGUCUCUAUCCGAGGUUACAUUUGGUUACAGACCACUUUUGGAGAAUAUCCUAACAGUAAAACAAUAGACAUACAAUACCUUGUCGUGGAUAACAAGGUCAUAACUAUCCACGGAGACCAAAAGGAAGCUAGCUAG
Messenger RNA from Arachis duranensis, 1440 nucleotides. RefSeq lists its product as uncharacterized. NCBI's taxonomy places the organism in Eukaryota, Viridiplantae, Streptophyta, Magnoliopsida, Fabales, Fabaceae. The transcript has a single exon. Bases 1 to 1440 code for a protein of 479 amino acids. The record is from RefSeq and is a predicted model, not a curated record.